AUGUCUCAGUUACUGCAAGAAGGUGAUCAACAAAUGGACGAGGAUCCACCACAGCCAGAGCAACCACAACCACCCCCAAGACAUCAAGCAAUAGAAGUGAACGAGUUACUCGACUCAUCGAAACCACCACCAAUUGAUUGGGAGUCACUCCUUCCUUCAAUUGAACACGACGUCAGAGAUAUAAAACAGGAAAUGGGCAAGAUCCACAAAAAAAUUGACUGGUGUUUGGUGAGUACUCCUUUUUAUUAG
This is a messenger RNA of Cylicostephanus goldi, 249 nucleotides long. Lineage: Eukaryota; Metazoa; Nematoda; Chromadorea; Rhabditida; Strongylidae. The record is from the annotation of a GenBank genome assembly.